AUGCCGUUGACACGUGCGGCUACUGCUGCUGCUGAAAGAAGAAUGACCCCGGCAGCCGUUUCCUUCGAGGACUGGGUAAACAAGAGACAGAGGGAAGGUCUCUCACAAAGCGAUCUUCCUGAUCUCAUGAAGCACCGAGAUGCUGUGACGGACAGCUUCAGACACCUCUGGGUCAAGAUGGAAGUGCAGGAAGCCGAGGAGGAGGUGCUUCGCAAACAACUUGCGCGCCUGAAAGCACAGCUCGCGGCUUCAGCACAAGCGAACGUCGUCGCCGCCGCCGCCGCGUUCACCCAGAUCGUGAGUAGAUUUAGUCUCAUCAUCCUACUCAAGAUCGCCAGCGAAGUGAAGUGAACGUUCUGUGGCUUACUCACACCAAUGCUCGUUCGCUCCAUACAGAGAGCCGAGGACACUGCCGGUGGGAGUGAAGAGAGUUCGGAAGCUAAGGACGGGGGCGGUGAGGACUCGGAAGAAGCUGAGGCGGAGGGAUCGCAGGAAGCUGUAACGGACGAAUCGGUGGAAGCGGUGACGGAGAGCUCGGUCGAGGAGAGCUCGGUGGAGGUGGAGGCGGCGGAGACGGCAGAGACCGGAGAGACGGAGGGAGAGACGGAGACUGGAGACACGGAGGGGGAGACGGAGACGGGAGACACGGAGGGGGUGACGGAGAGCUAG
Messenger RNA from Ceraceosorus bombacis, 669 nucleotides. The record is from the annotation of a GenBank genome assembly. NCBI's taxonomy places the organism in Eukaryota, Fungi, Basidiomycota, Exobasidiomycetes, Ceraceosorales, Ceraceosoraceae.